Molecule: messenger RNA, 4284 nt
Organism: Myxocyprinus asiaticus (Chinese sucker)
Lineage: Eukaryota; Metazoa; Chordata; Actinopteri; Cypriniformes; Catostomidae
Gene: gpc1b
Product: glypican 1b
Exons: 9
Coding region: 416-2041 (541 amino acids)
Biological process (GO): regulation of protein localization to membrane; negative regulation of fibroblast growth factor receptor signaling pathway; cell migration
Cellular component (GO): plasma membrane; cell surface; synapse
Molecular function (GO): fibroblast growth factor binding
Source: RefSeq, a predicted model, not a curated record
CCGCCCCGCUCCGCCUCACAUUCGAGUGACAGCAAGCGCACGAGACGCAUCUCUGUACAAGCGCGCCGCCGCUGCAGCAACAACCCCAAAAGCGCCGUGCGCUCCCGUGUGCUGUCAUUGUACAUCCCUCAUAAGUUCUUCUGCCUUCUCUCACCUAGGAAUGCUCUCUCCGUUAUAGCGGGACCGCUGACAUUUUAAUUCAAGUUGUUGCCAUUGAAAAAAGAAACUUCGCGUGGGAACUGGGAAGGAACCGGUGCACCUUGAAAUCUGCGGAGCGACAUAUAACCUACCGGGAAGCGAAGCGAGAGGUUUGCUUUAGAAAUCAGCUGUGUGGAUGCGUUUAUCCGCGUAGUAACGGACGCGUUUCUCUUCACCCUUUGGAUUUGAUUUGCACAUCACACUAAUUCUGUCCAGGAUGGGAUUUCUCGUGCUGCUCGUGCUGUGCGCUCUUUCCGGACCGUUGCGCGGUGAGAGUAAACCCAAGACAUGCUCGGAUCUCCGUCAGUUCUACAACAGCAAGGGGUUCAAUCUUAACGGAGUCCCGCAAUCAGAAAUAUCCGGUGAGCACCUGCGAGUGUGUCCCCAGGGUUACACAUGCUGCACCACUGCAAUGGAGGAGAACCUUGUGAACCUAAGUAGACAAGAGUUUGAGACACAAGUCAAAGAGUCUGGACGCACCUUACAGGCCUCUCUCAACAGCCAAUACAAGCGCUUUGAUGAUUAUUUCUUAGACCUGUUGAACCGUUCUGAAGCAUCGCUUCAGACCUCCUUCCAGACCGGGUUUGGAUCUGUCUUCUCCCAGACUGCAAAGGUGCUUCAGGAUCUGUACUCUGACCUUCGGCGGUACUACCGAGGAUCCAACGUCAACCUGGAGGAGGUGCUGAAUGAAUUCUGGGCCCGUCUGCUGGAGAGGCUGUUUAAAGCUUUAAACCCUCAGUACAUUAUCGGAGAGGAAUAUCUGGAAUGUGUAUCCAAGCAGUCGGAGACGCUGAAGCCAUUUGGAGACACGCCCAGAGAACUCAAGACCAAAAUUACACGGAUGGUUAUUGCAGCCAGAACGUUUGCACAGGGUCUGGUGACCAGUGGCGAAGCGGUUCGAAAGGUCUCGCAGGUGUCUCUGAGCACUGAAUGUGUGCGUGCUGUCAUGAAGCUGACAUACUGUCCUCACUGUAGUGGUGUGGCCUUUGCCAAGCCCUGCUCAAACUACUGUAAGAAUGUAAUGAAGGGCUGCCUCGCCAAUCAAGCAGAUCUCGACUCUGAGUGGAAGAACCUUGCAGAUGUUAUGUUACAGGUCGUCGACAAACUGAGCCGGCCUUACAGUGUGGACUCUGUGGUUCUGUCUCUGCCCAAGCGUAUUGCUGAGGCUAUUCUAUACAUGCAAGACAACCUUAACACCUUCAACAACAAAGUAUUCCAGGCUUGUGGUUCUCCUGCUCAAAGCUCCAACACCGAGGACCAGAUCAAACGAGGAAGAAACACAGCAGAUGAGGUCAGCAGCACCCCUGGAGCUCAACUGGAGAAGCUGUUAUCAGAUGUGUCCAGAAUGUUGAGGGAUAUGAUGCAGUACUGGGUCCAUUUGCCCAGUAAACUGUGUGUGGAUCGUGAGUCGGGACCCAGUGAGAUAGACAGAUGUUGGAAUGGCAUGAGUGUUGAUAGGUAUCUACCAGAGGUGUUGGGAGACGGAUUGGCCAGCCAGAUAAAUAAUCCUGAGGUAGAGACUGACAUCACCAAACCAGACAUGACCGUACGUAAACAGAUUAUGCAGCUUAGGAUCAUGAUCAACCGACUGAAGUUCGCCAUCAACGGAAAUGACGUGGACUUCCAGGACACCAGUGAUGACAUCAGUGGUUCAGGAAGUGGAAUGUGUGCGGAUGAUCAAUGCUCCCGCGGUCCCCGUGUCACUGUCCCUAACACGGACAGUCCCAAAGUCUACGCCUAUCCCUCAGAGAACAAGAAGGUGGUCAAUGGCAGAAGCAGCCAGAAUCUUCCAUGCAUCACCCUCUACAUUCUCUCAAUGGUCGCAGUCUUUCUUAGGCGAUAAUUGACAGGCAUUGCCACCAAUUGGGACUGUGUGUAGUACUGGGUUGGAUUGUGGAGGGGCGGGGUUAGAUAAAUCGCCACAGCAAACAAACAUCAAAGGAAACCAGUGAAUGCACCACUUUUUUUUUGUCGUCAAUAGGAACAACAUCAUGGAAUAUUUUGUGUACUUUUUGUCUCUUAUUUGAUAUAUGACAUCCUUAGAGCUUGUCUUUAUGUCUGUGGUGGGAAAAGGUAUCAAAGACAUGUUUCAAGAAUAACAAUAGCUAUGAAUAUCUGCUUUCAACUCACUGUUCAGCCAAACCAACAAAACAUGUUUGUUUUUAUGCAUUCAAAAAGUUAAUUUUAGAUUAGAUUUAUUUAUUAAUUAAAACCCUUAUGUUUAGAACAAAUCUUGUUAUUAGCAGCAGUAAAAAAGAAGCCAGGUUGGGCCCUUUUAGCAUGAAAAUGACCUUUUUACGAAAUUGGUCCCAGUGAACAAAACAUCUGAAAGAGCCACUUGUGUUCUUCUCAUGUUUGCUUUGACGCUUUUAUAAUCGUGAAAAUUACCUCUACUGAAUGUUCAUGAAGACCAGCUGUAUCACACUCUCUCUCUCUGUCUCUUUCUCUCUCAUUUAUUGUAUUGUUCAAGUUUCCACACUCCACUUCGCAAACAGGUUUUAGGGGCCAUUUUAAAGAAAAUAAUACAUGUAUUUACUCUGGUUGUAAAUAAAAAAGUACUAACACAGUCAGUAAAUCUUUGAGGAUCCUCAACAAUAUGAGGAACAAUUGGGAUGAGAAGUAAUAACACCAGCAGUGAGAAAGAGAUACAGUAAAACUAUGUGCUCUAAAGAGAAAAAGAGCCCCACUCUUUAACUGUGGAGCCAAUAUAUGAUGACCACAAUCCUAUAAAUGGAUUUUACACAUGAAGUUGGAGCAUAAAAGACUCAAAAACCACAGAAAAUUGUUGAUAGUCUGAUUGUGACUCCUCUUAUAGGAAUGUUUGUAUUACGUGUGAGUGGGUGUGUGUACUUCAAAGCAAGCAUUGCUUUUUAAGUGCUCACUAAACAAACAUACACAUGUAUUCAGUACUUGCUGCGAUAAUGUCAGAUCAGAUCAGUGGAUUCACCACAUGUCUCAAAUAUUCCCCAACUCCACACCUUGCCCUUGGAAAAGCUGAGUUCGUUAUGGAACGCACACAAUGCUAGUGUUGAAACUGUGUUGCUCAGCAACAUUGAGCAAACAUUGCUGCAAUAAUUAGCAAGGACAGUUUGCCGAUUGUGGUCUAUGCAGACAGUAAGGUCAGAAACAUACUUUAUGCAAGUUCAUAAACAUAAAUGCUCGGCCAACAAAUUGCAAGCAUGCUGUCCCAUUGUCAAGAUGUUCUUGCGCUAAAAAAAGCUAGACACAAUGCAGUGAAUAGAACAGAACGCAGUUGUCUAGUGAUACGUUUUUAAAAAGUUUACCUUGUAUAAUAAAAACAUGAAUCGCUAAAAAAAAAAUAAAAAAAAUAAAAAAAAAACAGCGACAUAGUCAAAAGUGUUUGUCAAGCAAAACAUCAUAACAUGAUGCCAGAAACGCCAAUGUCAUGUGUUCGAUUAUCAGGGUAUGUGCAAACUAUUACAAUUUAUACCUUGAAUGCACUGGAUGUCACUUUGGAUAAAAGCAUCUGCGAAAUGAAUAAAUGUAAUGUACUUAUAGAAGGGUUUGCAUUCACUUACUUUCACAGAGUAUGUUUCUGGCCUUGGAGAACGAUGUGUCUUGACCAAACCUGAGAAGGGCGUCGCUGCUGUCUUUUAUACUUUCAGUGGACUCGUGUCUGUUACAGGAAGUAUAGUUUACAGGAAGUGAUGUAACUGUCCUGAAUGAUAAUGUCACAUGGAGAAUACCCCAACCCCCCCCACCAAUUUAAAAUGCUGCACUUUGCAUAACGCACACAGCCACGCGUCAGUAGAAUUGCAUCGUCCACAUGACUAGAUCACAUGAUAAGGGAUCGAUUGCAGGGAUAUCCCACAGGCAGUGUUAUGGAUUGACUGAUCGAUAGAGAUCAGACAUUAUAGUUCAAACUCUGGAGUGAUCUGACUUAAAAUCAGUCUUAACUCACUUUAGUAUGUUUGUUUGCUGAUCAGUGACAGUUAGUGUUCUGAUCACAGGUCAGGAAAACCCACUUCUAGUAACGCCGUAACUGUGCCCUCCUUACUGAUGAAUGUAGUGGAUAUUGUCGAAAUGUGCUCAGAUGAAUUGAUUUUAUCUUUUUUUUUUUUUGGG